CUUAAAUCGAGAAGCGAAUCGACCUUGCCGCGCUGAGACUUACAUCAGUAAUACCGAAUUGUCAACUAAUCCCUGUUAAACGGUUUGCUAUGGUGUGGUCAGGACCCGCCUAUUAAGCUGCCAAUCCCGCAUUUCGCACCCUGUAAUUCAAAACGACAGUGGACUCGGUUGUUCGGCAACCCCUGUAACGCGAUACUUAAACAGAUUCAAGCUGUCUUUUACUUCUCAGCUUCCAGCUUCCUUUCGGCUUCCAUCGCGGCCAGUGAAAACUCGUUUCUCUUACCUAAUGUGUAACUUCACGUUUAUAUAAACUAAAUCAGCUAGAUCAACUUCAACUCCCGUUCUAGGCUGACGGUCGGCUAAAAUAGCAGCAAAUACGACGUCUUGUACGGCAUUCCGCCCUCCGGGUUACGUCUGGUAUAAUCACUUUCCCUAUAUGGAACUUCUCCAUCCCCGUUCUAUUCUAGAAUCCACCCAUCGCCGUUAAUCUCGGACGUUCUUUAUUUCUAAAAAAGAGAAGAAAAGAAGGAAUCCUACCGCCUCAAAUCCUCCGUCCAUGAUCGAGUCUCCUUAUCUUUCCCUGAUGCGAAAAAUUACUCAUUGUAAACGGCGGAAAUUUGGGUGGCUCCCGUCACAUGCCUUUCGAAGCUUGGCAUGGCAUCUUUGAGUGGUCGUCCUAGGCGGUUUUCAUCUAGCGAUUCGCCAUUCCCUGAACUUCAUGUUGAAAAUGGCCGAUUUAGUAAUUUCGACGGUAUAGAUGGUCGUGGCUCUCGAGAUACUGCAGUGGACGAUGAUGAUAUUAAAGACGCCGAAGCAGGCGAAAAGUUAUUAGAAAAGUUGACCGGAAAUCAGACUAUUCGGAACUCCCCCAAAAACAGCAUUGGCUGGGCCGGACUUUGGAUAGCAGUUAACACUCUAGCUACGAUAGGCAUUGUCUUUACAAACAAGGCCAUCUUCUCUGAUCCCUCGUUAAAGCUUGCGCAGUUAACAUUUGCCGCCUUCCAUUUUUUCAUGACAUGGCUAUUCCUAUUCACAUUGUCACGGCCUCGGUUCGCUUUCUUUAGCACUCGCCGUAUUCCUCUUCGAGAGAUCAUUCCUCUUUCUGUUGCCAUGUCACUUAAUGUUAUUCUCCCGAAUCUGUCCUUGGCUUUCUCGACCGUCACUUUCUAUCAAGUUGCAAGGAUCUUGCUUACCCCAACUGUUGCGACUAUGGACUUCGUCUUAUACAAAUCCAUAUUACCUCGUAACGCACUCGUGGCUCUUAUUCCCGCUUGCUUGGGGGUUGGUAUGGUUUCCUACUAUGACUCGCUCCCUACAAAAGAUGCCAGCGUCAAAACUACAUCGGGCUUAGGUGUGGUAUUUGCCUUUAGCGGUAUAUUCGCCUCAUCACUAUACACAGUUUGGAUCAAAAGUUACCAGCGAAAGCUACAGGUGUCGAGCAUGCAGCUACUUUUCAACCAAGCUCCUGUCUCAGCAUUUCUUCUACUUUACGCCAUUCCUUUUGUUGACAUGUUUCCCACGUGGACCGAAGUGCCUGCCAGCCGGUGGUUCAUGAUCUUAAUGUCUGGCAUAUUCGCAUCUUUGAUCAACCUAUCACAGUUCUUUAUCGUUGGCCAUACAGGUCCAGUUUCUAGUACAGUUGUCGGGCAUCUAAAGACUUGUCUCAUCGUGGCACUUGGCUGGGCUACAUCUGGUAGAUCAGUCGGUGACAAGUCAAUCAUAGGUGUCUUUAUCGCAAUAGGGGGAAUCAUCACAUAUUCAAUCGUCAUGCUUCGGCAUGCAACUCGGAGUCAUGGGAGGGGUCUGUGAUUUUUUUUUGGGAGGUUUUGCAUUUUCAGGAGUUGGAAAAUAUCUAUCUAGGCACAUUCGGGUAAAGGAACCUCGUGAUCGUUUUUGGAUAGGGAUAACCCGGUGGCUUCAUGGUUCCAGGCGUUACGGAUAUGCUACAAAUAGCUAUGGUCUACGUACCAUUAUUGGAUUGCGAUCAUUAGGAUACCUGGUAUUUCGAGGUAGGCUAUAAGCAACUCAAGCUUGUGAUAUUUAUCAUAAUUACAUUCACAUA
Molecule: messenger RNA, 2062 nt
Organism: Annulohypoxylon maeteangense
Lineage: Eukaryota; Fungi; Ascomycota; Sordariomycetes; Xylariales; Hypoxylaceae
Exons: 4
Coding region: 655-1809 (384 amino acids)
Cellular component (GO): membrane; Golgi apparatus
Molecular function (GO): antiporter activity
Source: RefSeq, a predicted model, not a curated record